AUGGCGCACAGAGCCAGAAUCCCCCUGAAGAAAACGAAGUCCAUGCAUGAGACCAUGAAGGAUAAGGGCCUACUGGAGGAGUUUCUGAGGACCCACAAGUACGACCCUGUCCAGAAGUACCACUUCAGCGACUUCAGCGUGGUCUAUGAGCCCGUGGCCUACACUGAUGCUGCCUACUUUGGAGAGAUCAGCAUUGGGACCCCACCUCAGAACUUCCUGGUCCUCUUUGACACUGGCUCCUCCGACCUGUGGGUGCUUUCUGUCUACUACCAGAGCCAGGCCUGCAUCAGCCACCCACGCUUCAACCCCAGUGAGUACUCCACCAACAGGCAGACCUUCUCUGAGCACUACAGCAGCGGCAGCCUCACCGGCUUCUUCGGAUAUGACACCCUGACCAUCCAGAGCAUUGAGCUGCCAAAAAUUUUUACUGUUAAUCUUUCUCCCAGCCUUCCCCAA
Trichechus manatus latirostris (Florida manatee) is the source of this 456-nucleotide messenger RNA. Its product is annotated as gastricsin-like. The record is from RefSeq and is a predicted model, not a curated record. The annotation marks the transcript as partial. Gene Ontology annotation, biological process: proteolysis. The transcript is spliced from 2 exons. NCBI's taxonomy places the organism in Eukaryota, Metazoa, Chordata, Mammalia, Sirenia, Trichechidae. Gene Ontology annotation, molecular function: aspartic-type endopeptidase activity.